Molecule: messenger RNA, 1248 nt
Organism: Pipistrellus nathusii (Nathusius's pipistrelle)
Lineage: Eukaryota; Metazoa; Chordata; Mammalia; Chiroptera; Vespertilionidae
Source: the annotation of a GenBank genome assembly
AUGAGCACCAAACAGGUCACUUGCAGGUAUUUUAUGCAUGGUGUGUGUCGGGAAGGAAACCAAUGCCUGUUCUCACAUGACUUGGCAAACAGCAAGCCAUCCACCAUCUGCAAGUACUACCAGAAGGGCUACUGUGCCUAUGGAACACGAUGCAGAUAUGAUCACACAAGGCCCUCUGCUGCAGCCGGUGGUGCUGUGGGCUCCAUGCCCCACAGUGUGCCCUCCCCGGGCUUCCACAGUCCUCACCCUCCUUCCGACCUCACUGCGCCUAUUGUGAAAACUAACUUACACGAGCCUGGGAAACGUGAGAAAAGAACAUUGGUACUUAGAGACCGAAAUCUCUGUGGCAUGGAUGAAGAAAAGGCUUGCCCAAGUGUGGUGAAUAAUCCAGGAGGCAGUGACGCCCAGAGUAGCCCAGAGAUGAGGCCGAAUUCCUACCUUGAUGCAAUACGGAGCGGCCUUGAUUACUUAGAAGCCAGCAGCUCCUACAGCAGCGAGGAGCAGCUGUGCCCCUAUGCCGCCGCCGGGGAGUGCCGCUUUGGGGACGCCUGUGUCUACCUGCACGGGGAGAUGUGUGAAAUCUGCAGGCUCCAAGUCCUGCAUCCCUUCGACCCAGAGCAGAGGAAAGCUCAUGAGAAGAUCUGCAUGUCAACAUUUGAACACGAGAUGGAAAAGGCCUUCGCCUUCCAGGCAAGCCAGGACAAAGUGUGCAGCAUCUGCAUGGAAGUGAUCCUCGAGAAGGCGUCUGCCUCUGAGAGGAGAUUUGGGAUUCUCUCCAACUGCAAUCACACCUACUGCUUGUCCUGCAUCCGACAGUGGAGGUGUGCCAAGCAGUUUGAGAACACAAUCAUUAAGUCUUGUCCAGAAUGCCGGGUGAUAUCAGAGUUUGUAAUUCCAAGUGUGUAUUGGGUAGAAGAUCAGAAUAAAAAGAACGAGUUGAUUGAAGCUUUCAAACAAGGAAUGGGGAAAAAAGCGUGUAAGUACUUUGAUCAAGGCAAGGGCACCUGCCCAUUUGGAAACAAAUGUCUUUACCGCCACGCUUACCCCGAUGGGCGGCUGGCGGAGCCUGAGAAACCGCGGAAACAGCUCAGUUCAGAAGGCACCGUGAGGUUCUUCAAUUCAGUGCGCCUCUGGGAUUUCAUCGAGAACCGAGAAAGCCAGCAUGUCCCCAGCACUGAAGAUGUUGACAUGACAGAGCUUGGGGACCUCUUCAUGCACCUGUCCGGAGUGGAGUCGUCAGAACCCUGA